This is a messenger RNA of Scaptodrosophila lebanonensis, 1782 nucleotides long. RefSeq names its product proteoglycan 4. NCBI's taxonomy places the organism in Eukaryota, Metazoa, Arthropoda, Insecta, Diptera, Drosophilidae. The transcript is spliced from 3 exons. Gene Ontology annotation, biological process: negative regulation of oxidative stress-induced intrinsic apoptotic signaling pathway. The record is from RefSeq and is a predicted model, not a curated record. Bases 1 to 1335 code for a protein of 444 amino acids.
AUGUUCGAGAAUUCGCUGAUGAUCAUCAAGUCAGAUUAUUUGCAUAAACGUAGACCGGUUCUGCUAAAACUGUUAUCCAAGGAUUUUCAGAUACAGGCAAAUCGCAAGAUAAACUUCUCGCCGGAAUUGGCAGCCGAGUUCUAUGUUGACAAUGCCGACGAGGAGGGCUUCAUGCUAGAUGUCAUAGAGCUUUCCAAGGGAACUGCAGAAGCUUUUAUUCUGACGAAAGAGAAUGGCGUGGAGGAGCUUCGCAAUACGAUGAUCUGUUAUUUUACUAGCGCCUCGGAAAUGGAGCACAACGUACAUGUGACAAAGCUGCCGGACAACGUGGCGCGUGAGAUAAACUUUAUAUUUCCCAAUUAUAUACACGAGCCCACGCCCAUGUUCGAUCGCCACAAUUUCUGCAACCGUCCCAUGCUGAAGCCACUUAUAGCCGAGAUUUAUGAUAUACUGCAGAAUGCGGACUGCAGUCAAGAUAAUUGGAAAGUACGCGUGUCCGACUAUCUAAUCCGCAGCAAUCCUGCACUGCCGCAAGUGACCAACCAAUGCACCAUGCGUCCUGAGGUGGGCGUGCAGGAGCGUUCCCAGCAGACUGUCGUGUCCUAUGCCUCCCCAGCAAAGGCUGCCCAACCGGCUGAUUACAAAUCUAUGAGUUCCUCCACUGCGCAGCCAUCCUCCACUUCGCCGCACUCGUCCAUGUUGUUGACAUCCUCAUCCUGUUUGACGUGCGGCGGCUUUGAUCGUACCCAGCCCUGUUCUUCGGAGAUGGACUUUAACAAACGCGUGGAACCGAUAGAGGAUGAGCGCAUUUGCGAGGACGAGGAGAUUAUUUGGAAGGAGGUCAUUGUCUACGAAGAGAUUAUGCCCGAGGAACAGCAGCCCGAGCAUCUGUCCGAAGAGGAACUGGAGGAGGAAGGAGGCGGAAUUGAGAAGUAUGCUGGCAUGGACUCUGAUGUAGAGUCUGAUCACAGUGGCAAUGCAGCUCCAGUGGCACAUACGGAGCCCGAGUCGUCUGAAGAAGCUGCACCAGCACCAGAGACUCUAGCGCCAGAGCCUGCACCGCCAGAGCCUGCACCGCCAGAGCCUGCAGCGCCAGAGUCUGCAGCGCCAGAGUCUGCAGCGCCAGAGCCACCGGUGUCAGUGCCUGAACCACCGCCACCAGCACAGCCCGCUGAAGCCGAGACACCGGCACCAACAACACCUGCACCAGAACCAGAACCCGAACCGCAACCUGAGGCACAGCCUGAGCCAGAGGCGCAGGCAGAGCCCCCUGCAGGUGAUGAAUCAGCAGAACCUCAAGAAGAAAGACUCGGUGAGGAAGCCCCAGCCAAUUAAAAAAGCUGUUUAGUUGACAAACCCCCCACAGAACCUGUUGCUUAGACCUUGAUGUGUUUUUUUCUCGUUGCUGCUUUUACAAAUACUUGUUGUUGUUGUUGUCAAUGCGCUGCCCAUGCACUUCAUAGAUAGAAAAAAAAGUUAGCUGGCAUCGGAAAAGGGCAGCCAACACCCUCCUGCCCACUUCAGUCGCACUGCGCAUAUAAAAAAGUGCGCCAUAAAGAGCGCGGCCGAUGCACUUUUUUCACUCACGGACUGGCCUGGCACUCGGCCAAUGCAACGGCACGACAAAUCGGACCUUCGGCAGCUCAUUUCGACCAUUUGCCCGCCAGGAUUUUAGCCCAGAGUAAGCAGGAGGAGCAACAGCAGCAAAAAAAUUCCCAUUGUGCCAAUAUUUUUGUCGUUUGCAAAAAAAAGCAAAGAAACAAUAACAACAGCAACAACAAA